AUGGCGGAUCAAAAUAUCUCGCAGUACAAGUACUCGGCGAUGUCCAACCUGGUUCUCCAGGCGGACCGUCGUUUCAUCAGUCGCACCCAUGAUGAGCCCACUGGAGACCCGGAGUCUCUCGCAGGUCGGAUUGGGAUUCGGGAGAUGGGUGGACGGGUUGCGCGUGAUGACGCUCCGAGAUCCAAGAGGGCAGCUCUGACAGGUCUCGAGCGGGGUGCAAUUGGUGAGGGUGAAGAUGUGCUCUUACGUGAACAGAAGAAGCGCCAACGCGGACAACCAGCACAACUAAGGGGCCAGGGCAUCCUUUCAGCAGCCGAUGCUUUCGUCGAAGGCUUGAAAUAUCGACCUCGCACACCCGCCACACGAGCCACGUAUGACCUCAUCCUCACAAUCACCGGAAGCCAACUUGGCGAUGUUCCCCAUGAAGUCGUUCGAAGUGCCGCCGAUGCCGUGCUGGAACUACUCAAGGACGAGGAACUGAAAGAUUUCGAUAAAAAGAAGGAGAUUGACGACCUUCUGGGAACCUCAAUGAACCCAAAAGAAUUCAACGAGCUUGUGAACCUAGGCAAGAAAAUUACAGACUACGAUGCCCAGGAUGAAGAGGAGGAAGUAGACGGUGGUCUCGAUGAAGAAAGUGGCGAACUCGAUGAACGCCAAGGCGUUGCUGUCGUCUUCGAUGAAGAUGAAGAAGAUGAGCGCAUGGGAACGGUGGACGAAGUGCGAGACGAUGACGAGCUUAGCGACGAGGAGGAGGCAGACGAACAAGAACGAUUGGAAGCCGAUGUCACAGCUGCUCAAGACGAAGAUGGCGACGAAAUGGUCAUCGAUGGAGGCCUUGGACGAGAUGAUAAAGCCGCAGACAAGGCGGGAUUGAAUGUCUCCGCUCGUGAGAUCGACGCUUACUGGUUGCAACGACAAAUCGGUGCCAUAUACGCAGAUGCCCAUGCACAACAUGAGAAAACCGACGAAGCACUUGCAAUCCUCGGCGGAAAGGAUGAGGAUGGCGCACCCAGAUCCCUGCGUGACGUCGAAAACGACCUCAUGGAAUUAUUCGAUUACGACCAUCCCGAGCUUGUUGCCAAACUAGUCACUAAUCGUGACAAGGCCGUCUGGGUUACCCGUUGGAGAAGAGUUGCAGAGGAUGCGGAUGCGCGUAAUCUUGUGGAGAUUGAGAUGGUCGAGGCCGGACAACGUGCAAUUCUUGAUGAAAUCCGUGGCAAAGAAGCGCGCGACGAGCUUGGAGCCCGGCCAGAUAAGAAGAUGAAAUUCGACUUGAUGGACGUUGAUGUUCCAUCAGGCCCAACCCCAGACGAAAAGCCUGCCGAAGGUGGCCAGGCUGGUAUCCUUCAGCCCAAGAAAACGAUAAAUCUGGAGAACCUUGUCUUCCACCAAGGCAACCAUCUUAUGACCAAUCCCAAUGUUAAGCUCCCCCAAGGCUCAACUAAGCGAACAUUUAAGGGAUACGAAGAAAUUCACGUGCCGCCACCCAAGGCCAAAAAGGAGCCAGGAGAGAAGAACAUUCCGACCACUGACCUGCCAGAGUGGGCCCGUGUAGGGUUUGGAACCUCGAAGGAACUUAAUCGUGUGCAAACAAAAUGCUAUCCUUCAGCUUUCCAUGAUGACGGCAAUUUGCUUGUUUGUGCUCCCACGGGUUCUGGCAAAACGAAUGUUGCUAUGCUCACGAUCCUUCGAGAAAUUGGAAAGAACCGCAAUCCCGAGACAGGAGAGAUCAUGCUCGACGAUUUCAAGAUCAUAUACAUCUCUCCUUUGAAGGCCUUGGUUCAGGAGCAAGUUGGGAAUCUCGGCAAGCGCCUGGAGCCUUAUGGCAUUCGAGUGUCUGAACUUACAGGUGAUCGCCAGCUCACCAAGCAGCAAAUCGCCGAUACCCAAAUUAUUGUUACGACCCCUGAAAAGUACGAUGUCAUCACUAGGAAGGCAUCUGAAACUAGCUACACCAACCUUGUCCGCCUUAUUGUCAUCGAUGAGGUUCACCUUCUCCAUGAUGACCGUGGCCCUGUUCUUGAGAGCAUUGUCAGCCGAACAAUCCGCCGAACCGAGCAGACUGGAGAGCCGGUGCGCAUUGUGGGCCUCAGUGCGACCCUCCCCAACUACCGCGAUGUCGGAAGCUUUUUGCGCGCCGAUCCUGUUAAGGGCGUGUUCCAUUUCGAUGGGACGUACCGUCCUUGUCCCCUCAAACAGGAGUUUAUUGGUGUUACUGAUAAGAAGGCUAUCAAGCAGUUGAAAACUAUGAACGACAUCUGCUAUACCAAGGUCAUGGAGCAGGUCGGCCAGAACCGAAAUCAAAUGCUCAUCUUUGUCCACUCUCGCAAAGAAACAGCGAAGACAGCUAAGUAUAUCAGGGACAAGGCCCUUGAAAACGAAACAAUCGGUCAGAUUCUGCGUAGCGACGCUGCCAGCCGUGCCAUUCUCUCAGAAGAAGCAGACUCGGUAGACGAUGCAAACCUAAAGGAUCUUAUGCCUUACGGUCUUGGUAUUCAUCAUGCUGGUCUGAGUCUUGCCGACCGUGAUUCUGUCCAGGCACUUUUCGCCGAUGGAAGUAUCCAAGUUCUUGUUUGCACAGCGACACUCGCCUGGGGUGUCAAUCUCCCAGCCCACACCGUUAUCAUCAAGGGAACUCAGGUCUACUCUCCCGAAAAGGGUGCUUGGGUCGAGUUGAGCCCGCAAGACGUUCUGCAAAUGUUGGGACGAGCUGGUCGGCCUCAAUAUGAUACUUUCGGUGAGGGUAUCAUAAUCACAUCGCAAUCUGAAAUUCAAUAUUAUCUUUCGCUCAUGAACCAACAACUCCCCAUCGAGUCACAGUUGGUGAGCAAACUGGCGGAUAAUCUGAAUGCGGAGAUUGUCCUUGGCAAUAUUCGUACCCGCGAUGAAGGCGUGGACUGGCUAGGCUACACCUAUCUAUAUGUUCGGAUGCUCCGGUCGCCUGGCCUUUACAGUGUUGGCGCCGAUUACCAAAAUGAUGAUGCCUUAGAACAGAAGCGUGUUGAUCUCAUCCACUCUGCUGCGGUGAUCCUUGAGAAAGCCGGUCUCGUCAAGUAUGAAAAGAAGACCGGACGCCUACAGUCGACUGAGCUUGGACGUAUCUCCUCGCACUACUACAUUGGUCACAACUCGAUGUUGACCUACGCUCAACACCUACAGCCCUCUAUCACGACCAUUGAAUUGUUCCGAAUCUUCGCCUUGAGCGACGAGUUCAAAUACAUUCCGGUUCGCCAGGAUGAGAAGCUUGAGCUUGGAAAGCUCCUGGGACGUGUGCCCGUCCCUGUCAAGGAGACCAUUGAUGAGCCCCAUGCGAAGAUCAAUGUUCUCUUGCAGGCUUACAUCUCCAGACUCAAGCUUGACGGGCUUGCCUUGAUGGCAGACAUGGUCUAUGUCACGCAAUCAGCUGGACGUAUCAUUCGCGCGAUCUUCGAGAUCUGCUUGAAGAAGGGUUGGGCCUCCGUGGCCAAGACUGCGCUCGAUCUUUGCAAAAUGGCCGAGAAGCGCAUGUGGCCUACGAUGUCUCCUCUUCGCCAAUUCUCUCACUGCCCAAGAGAUGUUUUGCAAAAAGCGGAACGUAUCGAUGUGCCUUGGGGUAGCUAUUUCGAUUUGGAUCCUCCCCGUAUGGGUGAGCUGCUUGGAAUGCCCAAGGCUGGACGUACUGUGUGUGACUUGGUCUCCAAGUUCCCUAGACUCGACGUCCAAGCUCAAGUCCAGCCCAUCACACGGUCCAUGCUGCGUGUAGAGCUAACCAUUUCCCCGAACUUUGUUUGGGAUGACGAUGUGCACGGAAAUGCUCAGGAUUUCUGGAUUUUGGUCGAAGACUGCGAUGGAGAGGAAAUCUUGUUCCAUGAUCGAUUUUUGCUUCGUGGUGAAUUUGCGAAGUCCGAAAUGAAUGAGCACCUUGUUGAGUUCACUGUUCCUGUCACCGAGCCAAUGCCUCCGAAUUACUUCAUCUCGCUUGUGUCUGACCGAUGGAUGCAUUCUGAGACGAAGAUUGCUGUUUCUUUCCAGAAGCUGAUUCUUCCCGAGCGCUUCCCUCCACAUACGCCUUUGCUCGACAUGCAGCGCGCCCCGGUCAAAGCGCUGAAGCGCGAGGACUAUCAAGCAUUGUAUCCUGACUGGCAGCAAUUCAACAAGAUUCAAUCCCAGGUCUUCAAGUCGAUCUUCGAAACUGACGAUAAUAUCUUCAUUGGCGCCCCCACCGGAAGUGGAAAGACUGUAUGUGCUGAGUUGGCCCUGCUUCGUCACUGGUCAACGAAGGAAAGCGGUCGCGCAGUCUACAUUGCGCCCUUCCAAGAGCUGGUUGACCAGCGGCUUGCCGACUGGCAGAAGCGGCUUGGUGGUCUGGGAGGAGGCAAAACUAUUGUCAAGUUGACAGGCGAAACCACAGCCGAUUUGAAGCUUCUCGACCAGGCUGACCUCGUUCUUGCCACUCCUACCCAAUGGGACGUGUUGUCUCGCCAGUGGCAGCGACGUAAGAACAUCAAGUCUGUGCAAUUGUUCAUUCCUGAUGAACUCCACCUGCUCGGCGGCUACGGUGGAUAUGUGUAUGAAGUGAUUGUAUCUCGCAUGCACUACAUGGCACUUCAGACCGAGCAAGAAAUGCGCAUUGUAGGCCUAAGUGUGCCUCUUUCUAAUGCCCGCGACAUUGGAGAGUGGAUUGGUGCUAAAAAACACACGAUCUACAACUUCAGUCCACAUGCCCGUCCUGUACCACUUGAGCUUCAUCUUCAAUCCUUCUCCAUCCCUCACUUCCCAUCUGCCAUGCUCGCGAUGGCUCGACCGGCUUAUCAAUCCAUCCUGCAGCUUUCUCCCGAUAAACCAGCUCUGGUCUUCGUUCCAAGCCGUAAACAGGCUCGCGCCAGCGCUGCAGAUCUACUUUCUGCGUGUGCUAUUGAUAACGAUGAAGAUCGCUUCCUAAAUGCCGAUGUUGAGGAACUUACUCCGCUACUUGAGCGCAUACACGAGCAGACUCUUGCCACAUCACUUUCUCACGGUAUUGGCUAUUACCACGAAGCCUUGAAUGCCACCGACAAGCGCAUUGUCAAACACCUGUUCACCAUCGGUGCGAUCCAGGUGUUGCUGGCGUCGCGAGAUGUGUGUUGGGAACUGGAUAUCACGGCUCAUCUGGUCAUCGUCAUGAACACUCAAUUCUUUGAUGGCCGCGAGCAUCGCUACAUAGACUACCCCAUCAGCGAGAUCUUGCAGAUGUUCGGCAAAGCCUCUCGUCCCGGCCAGGACGAGAUUGGCCGUGGUGUCCUUAUGGUGCCAGCAGUGAAGCGCGAUUAUUACAAAAAAUUCUUGAACGAGGCCCUCCCUGUUGAAAGCCACCUACAAGUCUACCUACACGACGCCUUUGUUACUGAAGCAAGCACAAAGACUAUUUCUUCCACCCAGGAUGCGGUUGAUUGGAUGACAUACACCUACUUCUACCGCCGUCUUUUGACAAACCCUAGUUUCUACGGCUGCAGCGAUGUGGGCCACGAGGGUCUUAGCACGUUCCUGUCAGAGCUGGUGGAGAACACACUGAAGGAACUAUCAGAGGCAAAGAUCAUCGACCUCGACGAAGAAGAUGACAGUGUCUCACCCUUGAACGCUGCCAUGAUUGGUGCUUACUACAACAUCUCGUUUGUCACAAUGCAGACCUUCUUGCUGUCUCUGUCGUCCCGGACAAAGCUAAAGGGCAUCCUGGAGAUUGUCACCUCGGCGACCGAGUUCGAGUCUAUCCAAAUGCGUCGCCAUGAAAAGCACAUUCUUCGUCGUGUGUAUGAUCGUGUGCCUGUCAAAAUGGCCGAGGUUUCUUUCGAAUCCCCUCAUUUCAAGGCUUUCGUACUCCUUCAGGCCCACUUCUCCCGCAUGCAACUGCCUCUUGAUCUUGCCAAAGAUCAAGAAGACAUUGUUCGCAAGGUUCUCAACCUGCUGAGCGCUUGUGUUGAUGUUCUCUCGUCCGAGGGUCAUCUCAACGCAAUGAACGCAAUGGAAUUGUCCCAAAUGGUGGUUCAGUCUAUGUGGGAUCGCGACAGCCCUCUGAAGCAGAUUCCCCACUUCUCCCCUGAAAUGAUUAAGGUGGCCCGAGAAUACAAGUAUGUAUCAUUACACAGAUCUAUGCAGACAUGCGCUAAUAAUCCUUCCUGCAGUAUCAAAGAUAUCUUUGACUUUAUGGAGGCCAUGGAUCCAUCAGAGAACAAGGAUUACGCUACAUUAGUGAAGCGUCUCGGCCUUGACAACAAGCAAUUGGCUCAAGCUGCAGCAUUUACUAAUGAGAGGUAUCCCAACAUUGAGCUUGACUUUGAAGUCGAGGACGCCGACGACAUUACUUCGGGCGAGCCUGCAUACCUCAAAGUCAAGAUUGAGCGGGAUAUUGAAGAGGACGAGGAGCCCGAUGCGACUGUCCAUGCACCAUUCUAUCCCAGCCAGAAGAUGGAGAACUGGUGGUUGGUCGUUGGAGAAGAGAAGACCAACAGCCUGCUUGCUAUCAAGCGUGUCACCAUCGGUCGUAAGCUGGAGCUGCGCCUGGAAUAUGUGGUCCCUACUCCUGGAAAUCAUGAGUUGACGCUCUACCUCAUGAGCGACAGCUAUGUUGGCGUGGAUCAGGCGCCCACAUUCAAGGUAAAUGCGGCUGAAGGAAUGGACGAGGAUGAGAGCGAAGAGGAGGAGUAA
Messenger RNA from Penicillium paradoxum, 6660 nucleotides. RefSeq names its product ATP-dependent RNA helicase BRR2. Gene Ontology annotation, molecular function: nucleic acid binding; ATP binding; ATP hydrolysis activity. Gene Ontology annotation, cellular component: nucleus. The transcript has a single exon. Lineage: Eukaryota; Fungi; Ascomycota; Eurotiomycetes; Eurotiales; Aspergillaceae. The record is from RefSeq and is a predicted model, not a curated record. Bases 1 to 6660 code for a protein of 2219 amino acids.